Messenger RNA from Knipowitschia caucasica, 1170 nucleotides. The record is from the annotation of a GenBank genome assembly. NCBI's taxonomy places the organism in Eukaryota, Metazoa, Chordata, Actinopteri, Gobiiformes, Gobiidae.
AUGCUGCUGCCGUAUUAUCGCCCACCGUCCACAGCUGCCAUCGCGGUGGCGGCUGUGGAGCACUUGCCUUACGCCUCCUGCUGUGGUUCCCGUUGCAGCACACUCCACGCGCCCCCAGAUGAUUUAAUUAUGACUCAGGCCCAUGCGCUCGCUCAGGUCGAGUUUCCAGACGGGGUGAAGCGGCGAGGCGGACUCUGGUUUCAACACGGUGACCAAACACUCCGUCCCCGGGUCUGGAGAGGGUGGAGUGUCAUUAUCUGUAGAAAUGUCCUGGAUGUGGAGCAGCUGUGUCUGGAGCGGCUGUGUCUGGAGCGGCUGUGUCUGGAGCGGCUCUGUCUGGAGCGGCUCUGUCUGGAGCAGCUGUGUCUGGACCGGCUGUGUCUGGAGCGGCUCUGUCUGGAGCGGCUCUGUCUGGAGCAGCUGUGUCUGGAGCGGCUGUGUCUGGAGCGGCUAUCUGUCAGCACCAGCGGGUCUUCACUCCGAUCACCUCAGCUGUCAGCACCAGCGGGUCUUCACUCCAAUUACCUCAGCUGUCAGCACCAGCGGGUCUUCACUCCAAUCAACUCAGCUGUCAGCACCAGCGGGUCUUCACUCCAAUCACCUCAGCUGUCAGCACCAGCGGAUCUUCACUCCAAUCACCUCAGCUGUCAGCACCAGCAGGUUUUCACUCCAAUCACCUCAUCUGUCAGUACCGGCGGGUCUUCACUCCAAUCACCUCAGCUGUCAGCACCAGCGGGCCUUCACUCCAAUCACCUCAGCUGUCAGCACCAGCGGGUCUUCACUCCAAUCGCCUCAGCUGUCAGCACCAGCGGGCUUCAUUCCAAUCACCUCAGCUGUCAGCACCAGCUGAUCUUCACUCCAAUCACCUCAGCUGUCAGCACCAGCGGGUCUUCACUCCAAUCACCUCAGCUGUCAGCACCAGCGGGUCUUCACUCCAAUCACCUCAGCUGUCAGCACCAGCGGGUCUUCACUCCAAUCACCUCAGCUGUCCGCACCAGCGGGUCUUCACUCCAAUCACCUCAGCUGUCAGCACAAGCAGGGCUUCACUCCAAUCGCCUCAGCUGUCAGCACCAGCAGGUCUUCACUCAAAUCACCUCAGCUGUCAGCACCAAAACACUGCUCUCUGACCGUGCUGUAGGUUUUCACUCUGCAGUCUCUGUAGAGGUUUAG